CAUUCAAAAUUGACGUUCAAUCGAAGCACUCGAAUCCUUCACUGCCGCCGCACCCGUACUGUCCCUUUGCCGAGGACGAAACCGACGACAAGUUUUCGCACAAAACCCACGACAGAAAGAAACCAAAAAAAAGAAAAAAAUGGUCUCGGUCAGCAACCCCAACAAGCCCUCCAAGAACCGGCUCGCAGCCCGCGCCGCCAAGGGCAAAAAGGUUCAGCAAAAGUCGUCGGCCGAGGGCAAGCUGUCGCGGGUGGAGAAGGCGGCGACGAAGCGCGGCGCCCGCCCCGGUCUCCUGCCGACGUCGGGUCCCGGGGCCAAGCUGAGCUCCAAGAAGGCGCGCAAGCUGGAGAGGAAGAUGGCGCACGCCAUGAAGAGGAAGAUGGAGGCCGAGGGGGAGGUUGAGAUGAAGGAUGUUACGGAGAAGAAGACUACCAAGUCCAAGGACGGCGAGCCGACGACCGAGGAGAUGGAGGUCGACAUCUCAUGAAGCCUGAGCUCUGUGUGACGCAUCAGCAUGUGUUUCGAUGGGCGUGAGCUUUUCUUGCAGAAGACCAGGGGCACCUCGAUGACCGAAUCCUUCGCGGUAACAGCGCCAGGUAUCGGAACAUGGGCCAUAGCUUCAUGGCAGCAAAGCCUACCUCCGAGGUUUGGUGAAAAUUUUCUGGGCAAGUCGAUGAGACUUGCAAAGUCCAAAGUAGUCUUGGGGAUCAGGGAAGGGGCACGUCAAAUGUGUAUCUGCAACAACAUCCCAAGCCAGUGGGCUUUUUUUGGCCAGAAUGGCGGCUAAAGGCUAAUAGGGGACUGGCCGUGUGCUAUUGUCACCCACCAUGAUCAACUUUUGGCACAAAAUCGAGUAAUUAGCCCAACGGAAGCUCGUUACUGUUACAAUUGCAUGUGCGUGUGAGCAGUUAUCACUUCAGAUAGUAUUUCCACAUUGUGCUACACAUCCGCAAGUCUCUGAAGGCCCUGUGUGUUUUUUUGAAGGUCUACCCCACUGCGCAUUGGAUGAUUGUCAAUAUAAUACUCAACCCUUUUACUUCCAA
Pyricularia grisea is the source of this 1043-nucleotide messenger RNA. RefSeq lists its product as uncharacterized. The record is from RefSeq and is a predicted model, not a curated record. Bases 140 to 487 code for a protein of 115 amino acids. The transcript has 2 exons. NCBI's taxonomy places the organism in Eukaryota, Fungi, Ascomycota, Sordariomycetes, Magnaporthales, Pyriculariaceae.